Molecule: messenger RNA, 4194 nt
Organism: Chara braunii
Lineage: Eukaryota; Viridiplantae; Streptophyta; Charophyceae; Charales; Characeae
Source: the annotation of a GenBank genome assembly
CGCAGUCGACGGAUUAGGCGCGAUUGUCAACGGCGAUUAGUGAACCAUGGGAUGGCCAUGUGAAACAGUGGGCGCGGCACUGGGUGUGCGACAGGCGCUCCGGUGCCGCUCUUUCAGGGCGCAUGCAUCGACCCUUCUCCUCCUCUCUUCGCCGCACAGCCGCGCGAGCGCUCCACGGCCAUUCAGUCCUUCGUUUUCCAGUCCGCCAGUCCGCCACCCGGCCAGCCCGCCACGCACCUUGUUCUUUCCUAUCCAUCUAUAAGCGGAUAGGAACGGGAGAGAAAGAAGUUAGUGGUCCUGCCUCCGCGCGUCGACCUCCCCUCCGGCCAUCGCUAUUGCAACAGCCAUAGCUAGCGCGCUACCGGCAAUCGCCAUGGCGUCGACGUCUUACGCGGCUACUGCGGCCUUGGCCCCCACCGUUGCCCCACAGGGCACGGCGGCUUCAGUCUCAUCGUCAGCGGAGACUGCUGUCAAGAGCUCGGCUUUCUUCGGAAGCCGCUCGUUGGGCAGUUCCAAGGCGGUGUCUGGCUUUUCCCUGAGUCUGCCGAAGAGCCAGCUGCAGAGCUCGCGACUUGUGUGCGAGGCGGAGAAGAAGAAGCCCGACAGGUGGAAGGGUCUGGUAGAGGACAUCUCCGAUGAUCAGCAGGACAUUGUACGUGGCAAGGGCAACGUCGAUGCUCUCUUCCAGGGUUCAUGGGGAAUGGGAACGCAAACGGCCAUCAUGCAGUCCUAUGACUACGUCAGCCAAGGACUCAGAGACCUGGCCAAGUCCAACAUCCACAAGGGGUACUACAUCUCUCCGUCUUUUAUGGACAAGGUGGUAGUGCACAUUGCAAAGAACUUCAUGACACUUCCCAACAUCAAGGUGCCCCUUAUUUUGGGUAUUUGGGGAGGCAAGGGACAGGGCAAGUCCUUCCAGUGCGAGCUUGUCUUCUCGCUCCUGGGAAUUAACCCUAUCCAGAUGAGCGCGGGAGAGUUGGAGAGCGGGAAUGCUGGGGAGCCGGCGAAGCUGCUCCGACAGAGGUACCGCGAAGCUGCGGACAUCAUCAAGAAAGGCAAGAUGUGCUGUCUGUUCAUCAACGAUCUGGACGCCGGUGCUGGCCGUAUGGGGGGGACCACUCAAUACACCGUCAACAACCAGAUGGUUAACGCGACGCUCAUGAAUAUUGCCGACAGCCCGACCAACGUGCAGCUCCCAGGGAUGUACAAUCAGGAUGAGAUCCCUCGCGUGCCUAUCAUUGUCACGGGUAACGAUUUCUCCACCCUCUAUGCGCCGUUGAUCAGAGACGGGCGUAUGGAGAAGUUCUACUGGGCGCCCACCAGAGAGGAUAGAAUCGGAGUGUGCUUGGGCAUCUUCAAGGAAGACAACGUCAAUCUCCAGGACGUAGAGACCCUCGUUGACACCUUCCCCGGACAAUCCAUUGUGAGCGAACUGCCGAGGCACUUGCAACAUCUGCUUGAUACGUCCGACGAGGAGGUGGAUGACACACAGUCGCGGACCGUGCCGCUGGGAAGUGAGUCCACCCAGGAGUGGGCGGCUACAGAGCUAUGCGGGAGCCGCGACGGUGCGUAUCGGCAAUCGUACACCGAACUCCUCCAGCAGGGGUUGGGCGGAGACGAAGGCGAUGGUGGCGUGAAUCCGUCAUUCGGGCUCUGUAGUGGGAGGUCGUCGGCCAGGUCGCGAAUGGUCAUCGUGUGUCCCCACCCCAACGACGACGGUGAGCAAGUGACGGCUGUUGUGCGAUCAUCGAAGUCUCCAAUGCCGGUUUGGGAGGCAUCGGGGAACAACAGGGAUCCUCCCAGGCAGCAAUUUCGGUCGCCAUCUGUGUCGAGGGUUGCCUCCGCUCGCCCCCAGUGGAUGCAGUUUCCGUUUCCCCUGUCCGUCGGUUCGACUGCGGCCCAUCGUCGUGGCGAAUGCGGGGAGAAGGAUGCUGGCUUCGCUGAUAUUGGUGACGAACGUGACGGGAGGGAGGUGUGGGCUGAACACCGGCUAGAGCUCCGGCCGGGGCACGAGGAAUCCAUAACUCGGGGGGUGCAGCGACUGCGUGUGGGGGAGCACGAAAAGGAAAAGGAGGCACCGAUUCUGGAUGCGGACGAUCACGACGACGAUGGCAACGAUGGAGAGGGUGGGGAGAAAGACGAAGGCUACGUUUCGCCGUUGAGGCAAGACGGCAUGGGAGGCAGGGGCGGGGAGACAAAGGCAUCUGCCAGCAAUGGUCGUCGGGGCAAAAAAGCGGCGGGGAAGGGGAGAGAUGCCGACGGGGAUGGUGACGCGGAAGGAGGUCGACACUUCUGGUCCGUCGACCACAUUGUAGCCCUCAUCAGGGCUAAACGUGACCAGGAUGCACACAUGCAGGGAAUGGGUCAUGCCUACGCUUGGAUGAAGCCGCGAGAAUGGAAGUGGUUAGAUGUGGUGCAAAGGUUGAAGAAGUUGGGCGUCGACAAAGACGCAGAUAAGUGUGAGAAGAAGUGGGACAAUUUAAUGCAACAAUUCAAAAAGGUGCAUCACUUCAAUGGCUUGCCCGGGAAACACAACUUCUUCCAAUUGUCGGCGAAGGAGAGGACAUCCAAGGGCUUCAACUUCAACAUGGAUCGUGCGGUUUGCGACGAGAUAGUGGGGUACACGGGCAAGAACCACACUAUACACCCGAAGAACGUCGCCGACAGUGGUUGUCCUCGAGUCUACAACACGACGUCGCCAUCGCUGCCACCGUCGUCAUCAUACCUUUCCGUCUGCAGCACCUCCAUCGUCAUCUUCGUCACCAUCAUCGCCAUCGUCAACGCAAUCGCGGCCGUCAUCUUCGUCGCCAUCAUUGCCAUCGUCAGCGCGAUCUUGGUCACCAUCUUCGCCACGCGCUUCUCUUCUGCAUCGCCAUCGUCGCCCUCAUCGUUGUCGUCGUCUUUUUCGCCAGUGUCUUCAGCGUCGCCAUCGUGUUCACCGUGGACUGCGCCAUCGUUGCUGCUAACAUUGUCGUUAUCGCCAUCAUCACCGUCGUCGUUGUCGUCAUCAUCGUCGUCGUCGUCGCUCUGGACUGCGCCGCGUGCUUUUCGGCUUCGUGACUGGACAUCAUUGCUUGGCAUAGCAGCUUGCCAGGGGCAUUCUAUAUCAUUUUGCAGAUUAGUCAAGCUGGCUUCUCAACAUGAGACAACCCCUACAUGGGGUAAGCUGGUUGAGAAGUUCUACUAUCGACACAUUGGGUAUCAGAGCUUUGUCAUUCGGGCCAACGAGUCUCCCACAUCGAGGUACACAUUGGUGAUCACUUAUCACGUGAGAGAUGCUAGGCAGGGAGUGAAGGGAACCACCUACGACCGGAUUGCUGACUAUAUUUUCCGCAGGGAGAGUUACUGGAGGGAACACUGGUUACAUGUGGUGUUUCCCCAGAUCCCCUUUGCACCAGGUGGUGCCCUCUAUGACUUUAACGGUCGUAAUCCUAAACCUCUGAGCAGAGGUGGCAGCAAGGAGAAGAGGCGUCAAGACAGGAGGAUCAGGGCAGUGGAUGUCAGCAGAGAGGGGGAGGAUGAUGAAGCGUUGGUGAACAGUGUGCGGCGGCGGGACACCCCUAUGGUCUUUCACACAACGUUGAACAUGGACAUGAAUUUGUCAGUGUGGUUCAUCGGCGCCGACAUCGAGGAUAGACACGAGAACAACGAAAUGGCAUCGUAUCAAGAGGCAAGCAUCCAGCGACUGGUGGCGGCUUUAACGAGCGUCGUGAGCAUGGCGGAGGGGAUCGACGGCGAGCGGGUGUCGUACGACAGGUUAAAGAACAUUGCGAACGCGAUGAGGAUUCUGCUCUCGGCAAGCAUGUGGCUCAUGCGGAUGAGCGGGGACGAUCUGCGCGCGCAUUAUGACAUGUGGCUUUUCAUCCAACUCACAGAGAAGUCGAUGUUAGUCGCAUCCAUGCAUGAGUCGUUUGACGUGCGUCGCGAUAUCCUCCAAGCCGCAACUGUUGUGACGAACAAGUUGGCCAAACCCCCGAUGACUUUGGUCGACCCCCUGUUGUACAUCCCCGACUCGACAUCUUGCGACAUCACGUUUUCACAUGACGCCAGCUUGCCUUCCCCCAUGGACGCCAACAAGCUGGAUUGGUUGGGUACAGGCCCCCCAGAUGAGGAAGAAGAGGACAAGGCCGGUGACGAAGCCGGCGGGAAGGGUUGACGAAGCGUCCAUGGCGCCCGUCUUUGACUUAACCGUCU